This is a messenger RNA of Phaedon cochleariae (mustard beetle), 1456 nucleotides long. The record is from the annotation of a GenBank genome assembly. Lineage: Eukaryota; Metazoa; Arthropoda; Insecta; Coleoptera; Chrysomelidae.
CUCGGCGUCGAUCAGUUGGCUGCGACACCCAGUGAGGCAUGCCUCGCGUGCAAUACCCCCAUGACCUCGAGUUCGUCCCGUUCCGGCACCAGUUCAGCCUGCCGGAGUUUUUCCACCUGCAGCAGCAUCUGUUCAGGUAUGCCGAGCCUCUGGAGCUCGCCACAGCCUAUCCGUUGGACCUCAGCUUGAAGCACCACCACCAGGAGGCUCCCAUCACUCCUCCGUGCACACCGUCGCCUGGGAGCAAGAAGAGCUAUCGCUCGCCCACUCCCGAGCAGCCGGCUAAGAAAAUCAAAACAGCUGCGGCGAUAACGCCUCAGAAGAAGACCAAAGCUACCAGGAAGCUCAAUUUCGAUGAGGACAACAGCUCUCCGGUGUCGGGAACGAUAAUCCGGGAGCUGGGGCCAGAUGAGCACUUGGUGGUGCGCAAGGGGGACAUUGAUCCUGCGUUUAACGUGGUGGAGGUUACUGAGGAGGCUAAGGCGGAGAUUGCCAAGAUCGAGAACGUGAUUGGGGAGUAUGUUUGUAGGCUUUGCAAGGAGCUGUAUGAGGAUGCGUUUGGGUUGGCGCAGCACAGGUGUUCCAGGAUCGUACACGUGGAGUACAGAUGUCCGGAGUGCGAUAAGGUUUUUAAUUGUCCUGCUAAUCUGGCGUCGCAUAGAAGGUGGCACAAGCCGAGACCGCCCAAGGAUUGCAAGGUGGAGGAUGGUGUGGAGCAGGGAGAUGCAUCAGCAGACAGUGGCGGCGAGCAGUUCCCCUGCCCCGAAUGCGGCAAACGCUUCCGCAGACUCGCGUACCUACGCAAGCACCAAGCCGUCCAUCAGCUCGAAUGACAAAGGCUCGUGCCCGUCCGGCCGGUCGCCCGGAUGCCGCCCCGCCUCUGGAGGCCGCCCCCCUUGCCGCCGCCUGUGCCGGCCCAGCUGUCACCCGCGCAGGAGGCGGCCUUCGCUGGGGCGGCGCAUCGGUACUUGUUGCCCGCCGCCACGUGGUUGAAUCCUUUUUGAAGCCGGAAGGCGAAGGCGGUCUUGUACAUUAUGUAAGUAGUUCUGUGAAGAUAAUAUUCAGGGGGAGUCGAAAAUGUGUACCGAGCUCUCUGGAGGUGAUAGUACAUUGAAAUAACUAUUGUUUGAUCAGAAUGUACAUUGGAGGGAUAUUAUAUUAUAUCCCACUCCAAUGUUAAUUGAAUUAAUAUAUGUUUUCUACUCACUGCAUCAAAAGUAAGCCUUUGCUCCCUCAUUCAAGAACACAAACUUCCUCAUAUUCCAAACUCACUCAAUCGAAACUUUGAAAUGCAAUUACACAAUAAACAAAUUCAAUGUGACAGGAGUGUCAAAUUUAUUUUUGUUCAGAUUCAAAUACUGCCAAUAUUGUCCAUGGCAUAAAACACUUUUGUAACAAAUUGUUUUGGAUCGAGACUCGAAAGAUAUACCUCUUGAAGUACAAUCUUGAGAACGAC